Messenger RNA from Rattus norvegicus (Norway rat), 4838 nucleotides. Lineage: Eukaryota; Metazoa; Chordata; Mammalia; Rodentia; Muridae. The record is from RefSeq and is a predicted model, not a curated record.
AAACAGGGUGGCGGGUGCUUCUUGUGGUUGCUCACACAGACAGGGUAGGAGCAGCUACAGGAGUGGACAGCACGAUGCCUAAGGGUGAAGCAACCUCAGGGCUCCAAAAAGGAGCAAAUACUCAGUUUAAUAGCAGCGGUGGGUGUAGGGGUAGAGGGUGGGAAAGGGGAUUUCAACAAAAGUCCUCCCAGCUUCUUCCUCGGGAUGCGCUGCCAGACUGAGUCCAGGGGUUGCGGGCUCCUGCGCCUCCAGCCCUGCCUGCACAGGCAAAGUUUGUCUCUCUGGGUCCAAUCUGUCCUCUGCUCCUGCAGCCCGGCAAGUGCCAUCGCUCCUCGGUUUCCAGCUGCAGCACUCACCAUGGAGUCCCCCAUCCAGAUUUUCCGCGGAGAGCCAGGCCCUACCUGUGCUCCCAGUGCUUGCCUACUCCCCAACAGCAGCUCUUGGUUCCCCAACUGGGCCGAAUCGGACAGCAAUGGCAGUGUGGGCUCCGAGGACCAGCAGCUGGAGCCCGCGCACAUCUCUCCAGCCAUCCCUGUUAUCAUCACCGCUGUCUACUCUGUGGUGUUUGUGGUGGGCUUAGUGGGCAAUUCCCUGGUCAUGUUUGUCAUCAUCCGAUACACAAAGAUGAAGACCGCAACCAACAUCUACAUAUUUAACCUGGCUUUGGCAGAUGCUUUGGUUACUACCACUAUGCCCUUCCAGAGUGCUGUCUACUUGAUGAAUUCUUGGCCUUUUGGAGAUGUUCUGUGCAAGAUUGUCAUUUCCAUUGACUACUACAACAUGUUUACCAGCAUAUUCACCUUGACCAUGAUGAGUGUGGACCGCUACAUUGCCGUGUGCCACCCUGUGAAAGCUUUGGAUUUCCGAACACCUUUGAAAGCAAAGAUCAUCAACAUCUGCAUUUGGCUACUGGCAUCAUCUGUUGGUAUAUCAGCGAUAGUCCUUGGAGGCACCAAAGUCAGGGAAGAUGUGGAUGUCAUUGAAUGCUCCUUGCAGUUUCCUGAUGAUGAAUAUUCCUGGUGGGACCUCUUCAUGAAGAUCUGUGUCUUCGUCUUUGCCUUUGUUAUCCCUGUCUUAAUCAUCAUUGUCUGCUACACCCUGAUGAUCCUGCGCUUGAAGAGUGUCCGGCUCCUCUCGGGCUCUCGAGAGAAGGACCGAAAUCUCCGCCGGAUCACCAAGCUGGUGCUGGUAGUGGUUGCAGUCUUCAUCAUCUGUUGGACCCCCAUCCACAUCUUUAUCCUGGUCGAGGCUCUAGGCAGCACCUCCCACAGCACAGCUGUCCUCUCUAGCUAUUACUUCUGCAUUGCCUUGGGUUAUACCAACAGCAGCUUGAAUCCUGUUCUCUAUGCCUUUCUUGAUGAAAACUUCAAGCGGUGUUUUAGGGACUUCUGCUUCCCCAUUAAGAUGCGAAUGGAGCGCCAGAGCACAAACAGAGUUAGAAACACAGUUCAGGAUCCUGCUUCCAUGAGGGAUGUGGGUGGGAUGAAUAAGCCAGUAUGACUAGUCAUGGAAAUGUCUUCCUAUUGUUCUCCGGGUAGAGAAGAGUUCAAUGAUCUUGGUUUAACCCAGAUUACCACUGCAGUCUGAAGAGGAAAGAUGAGGUAUUCAAUAACUUAGCCAUGUUAUGCAAUCUAAAGGUGCAGGGCACAUUAGUGAUCUAGCUGAGUAGGGGCAGCAAGUGUGAAGAACAGAGCACAUGUCCUGGCAACAAUACACCUCUUUCCUAGGACAGAGGAGAAGGCAAUCUAAUCUCAACCCUUCGAUAAACAGACAGCACUCUUUCUUCUGGCCCCUUGAUUUACUGCACCUCCAUCUGCGUGGCCUUUCUGUGUAACAUAGUUCCAAAGCUCUAGAGAAGAAAAUGAAAGAAAAAGUGCAUUUGAUCCAAAACUUACUGGGCACCCAACCUUCGCGUUAACACAGGCAAAACCAACUUCGUAUACAAUGAGGCCAUACCAAGGGUCAUAUCCAACUCACUUUCUGCUGGUGAUCAUGUCUUAUGUGUGAUGAGAGUGAAACUUAGGAAGAACCUGGACUCAGACCCUGACACUGGGGGAGAGCACCAUAUUGACAUUUGUGAACCUAUUUAAAGUUGUGGGUGUUCUCGUCUCACAGUGUCUAAUGCCUCGAAAAACUACAGUUGCUUCUUAAGGUCUCUGGUUUUUAGCAUGCUAUUCAGGAAGAUAAUCUUCUGAGAAAACAUGAACUGAUAUUAAAAGGUUGAAGCUUAAAUACCAGCAAAGUGUGUGUAAUUUCAUCUGUAAAUAGUGGUCUGUAUAUAAAUAAGGACCAGGUUUUCCUGUCCAGCCUGUACAUUUCUCAAGGAUGCCGUAGACACACCCCUGGAGGCAUGGAAAGUUCAUGCUGGGAUAUUUUGCUUCACUAUAAGCUACUUUCUUGAUUUGGUCUUGGUGUGAUUUCUACUAGAUUACUCAAACAUCAUUUACUCUAACACUGAUCAUAACUUGGUGUUAACAAUUCCCCAAACUUUGAAUUCAUUCUAAAGUGUUAGCAUUGAUCAAAUCUACUUUGUGGUAGCAUCUGUUUGUAAACACACACAUAUUGCCAGAUUCUCUACUCAGGUAGAGGAAGUUGCUUUGAUCAUGUACACCUUCAAAUGUUAUGCUCUGGCUUUCCACAGAAAGUGGAAUUGUUUCAAAAUGCAUGCUGAAAAAGGAAAUAGGAUUUGAGAUGGCUUAGCACAAUUUGCAUGGUAUUGAGUAAGAGGGUACCUGUGGAAGUUACUAUCUGAGAAGCCCAUUUAGGAUACUUUUGCUAAAUCUUCCAAAUGAAUAUAAAUUCUCCAUUCUUUCCUUCAAAACUUAUAGUUCAGAGAUAAUAAGAGGGUUUUUUUGUUUUGUUUUGUUUUUGACAAUUUUCCUUGAAAGAAGAAAGGCAUAAUUUAAAAAUAACAUCUAUUUCUUCAGCUUGCACAUGGUUAGGGCAGCACCCCUUGGGGGCUAAUAGAUGAUCUGAUGUGUAAACCUGGAUACUGUAGGCACAGUUCCAUCUGUAAGUUCUCACCACCAGCUGUCUCACGGGGGUUGUUCCCUCACUUUCUGGAGAUGGAGGCCUGUAUAAAGGUAUGACACACUCUCCAGAGUCACUGCCAUUAUGUUUAACUCCAUAUGAGACAUUUAUGCAGCUGAAUUCAAUGACAAUGACAUUGCAGAGAUAUUUCAUAGUGAAGAUUAAAUGCUCUUUUGAGUAUUUCUUACAUUUCACUGAAUACCUUGAUGCUCUGGAAUUCUUUUGUAAUGACACAUAGCUAGAACUUAUUAAGAGACAGGUAUUAAUGUAGAUUUAAGCAUGAAGUCUGACAGAGGACAAAAGACAUAUAAAAGAGGGACAUGCCCUAGAGUGGACACAAAGUUCUUUUAAAACUUGCUGUUGAUAUUAUUAUUAUUAUUAUUAUUAUUAUUAUUAUUAUUAUUAUUCAUGUGAGGGCAUGCAUUAUGGCAUGCAUAUAGAGGUCAGAGGACAGCUUUGCACAGUCACUUCUCUUCUCUUUCUUUCACAUAUGUUCUGGGGAUGGUACGCACAUCAGCUGUCCUGCAUUGUCGAGUAGCAUGUACCUUCACUGAGCUAUCUUACCAGCCCAGAGUACAGCUUUCUUAUAAGAGAGAGUCACCAUCCUUGCAUUCUUAAAACUAGAUAUAUAGAUAAGAAUGACUUAAAUAUUGGGAAAUAUUAACCCAAUAGUUUAAAACUUUGGCUAAUAUAGUUAAGAUAUAUAUAUUUGGACAAAGCAGUUCCUGAACAAAUCCUUCUGAAAAGCCUCUACAGUAUAGUAAGAUGCAGAAGAUGCUUAUAGAUUCUUCCCCAGAAAAACAAAGCAAAACACAAUGUGGUUAUCACAUCACCUCAGGAUGGACUUAGAAUGGUGAGUUCUUUAUCAUUCCAUGUGCUCUCCUAAUAUCUCUGUUUCCUGCACUUUCCAAUACAUAAGUUUGAAUCCCAUGGAAGGGACAAGAAUAGCUUUACUGCCAUUGAGAUCUAUUCUGAGCUUCCCCAUGACCCUCAGGUUGAAAGUGAAGAAUAGAUGACAGCCACUUUAGGAUACUAAUUUAAAGAAUAAUAAACAGACUUAGACACUGGAAGGGAAGUAUCAAUUACAUAUAAGUGUUCUACUGUUGAACUAUAUACAUGUACAUGUAUACAUGAAAGAGAGCAGAUUCAUACAUAUGUGCACAUGUGCAUGAUAAUAGAUGGCAGUGGUCAUACUACUGUGCUUGCUUAAUGCAAACAGUGCAUUUGUCUAACUCCACAUCCUCAAACGAUUCCUCAUCUUUGAGGUCCCCAGAAGCCUUUUCCAUUAAAGAGAGAAGGAUUUGCUUGCUAUGUCUGAGACCUUGAGAUCAACCCUACCUGGCCUCUAUCUUCCCAUUCUAGUAGCAAAUUUUGAAAAACAAAAUUUGUCUGGAGAUAUAAGAAGAAUAUUUGAGAAAAGUGUUUAAUUUUGUGAUUGAUAUGUUAGGUUGUUGUUAAACUUGUUUCUAACAAUUUAUAGAUAUUGCAUCUAAUACUGGGACAUAAAAUGAAUACAAUCAAAGAAUAUAGGCUUUAAGUGAAUUUUAAGGACAGCCUAUGACAAAUUUGUAUGUCAUUGUACAAAUUUUAUUUUUCAAGAAAGAGUUGUUUUGAUGGGUUUCUAUCAGUAUGCAAGUCCUAUAAGGUUAAAAAUUAGCUCAGACCUUGACAGUUUUCCUAUCUGAAACUCAAAAGUGUGUUCUUUACUAUAUCAAUAUUGUUUAUAUAUUAUACUGUUAGAGAGUAAUUAUACAUUGUAUAUAUGAUUGUGUACCUUGAAAUAAAACCAAAAUUGUACCUGCUAAAAA